CGCUCUCCACCAUACAACUAAGGGACACUGUUGUACUUUCUCUCUCUCUCUCUCUGUCUCUCUCUCUCCACUGUCUUUUCUCUUUUGUUUGAGGGGAGGGAAAGCAUGGAAGAAACGAGGCCUCUGCUUGUUGAAAGAAGGCCUGAUAUUGCAUGUUGAGCCAGCAGCGAGUGAAUAUUCUUCAUCCACCACCACCACGGCUGUUCUUCUCCUCCCAACCUUUGUUACAUUCACUGAUUCAUUUGAUUCUGGUUGUGCUGGACCGAAAUGCAACGGUACAAGGGAUUUGAAUUUUGAACUCCAAUCUUGAGGGUUUAUUACGAUUGGUUUGUAGAGCGGAUAUUAAUCAGAAGCAGAAUCUGGAAUCAGGGAGGAUCUCGGCCUUACCAUUGCACAGCAUUUCUGAUGGAAGAAACAAGGCCUCUGCUUGUGGAAAGAAGGUUUGAUAAUGCUGAUGGGACUGGCCACAUAAAUGGUAGUUCUGAGCCAGCAGCGAAUGAACAUUCUUCGUCAUCAUCCACCACCACCACCACGGCUCUUCUUCUCCUCGCAACCUUUGUCGCCAUCUCUGGUUCAAUUGGUUCUGGUUGUGCUAGCGGAUAUUCAUCAGCUGCGGAAUCUGGAAUCAGGGAGGAUCUCGGCCUUACCUCUGCACAGUACUCAGUUUUCGCUUCAAUAUUCAAUGUUGGAGCAAUGGUAGGUGCCACCGUGAGUGGCAAGAUAGCAGAUCUCAUUGGCCGAAGAGGGGCAAUCUGGUUCUCCGACAUUUUUAGCAUUAUGGGGUGGCUUGCAAUACUUUUUGCCAAGGGUAUUUGGUGGCUCGACCUUGGAAGAUUGGCAUUGGGAUUUGGUGCGGGUAUUCUUACAUAUGGGGCAUCUAUAUAUGUUGCUGAAAUCACACCUAAGAAAAUUCGAGGAGGAUUUACAGCUGCUAACAUGCUGAUGGUAUGUGGGGGUAUAUCCUUAAUGUUCUUCAUUGGAAAUAUCUUGACAUGGCGCAACUUGGCUAUAUUUGGACUGGUUCCAUGCUUGGUACAAUCGGUAGGCCUGUUCUUCAUACCAGAGUCUCCAAGAUGGUUGGCAAAGAUUGGCCGAGAAAAAGAGUUGGAAGAUACUAUACAACAUCUUAGGGGAAAGAAGGCAGAUAUUUAUUUAGAAGUGGCUGAGAUCAGGGACUAUACGAAAACUUUUGAUCAGCUCUCCAAAACGAGCAUUCUAAACUUGUUUGAGCGAACAUAUGCUCAUCCACUAACUAUUGGAGUUGGACUAGUGUUACUGGUACAAUUUGGAGGGAACAACGGAAUUUUGUCCUACGCCAGUUCAAUUUUUGAAGCCGCUGGCUGUUCAGUUAGUGUUGGGACAACAGCAAUGGCUAUUAUUCAGAUUCCCUUCACUGCAUUGAAUGUAUUUAUAGUGGAUAAAUCCGGCCGACGAUCACUUUUGAUGGUUUCUGCGGCAGGAACAUGCUUGGGAAACAUUCUUGUUGGGCUGGGAUUUCUGUUCCAGGGUUUUUAUUACUCAAGCGAGCUCUGUGCUAUACUGGUGUCAUGUGGCAUACUGGUAUAUUUUGCAUCUUGUGCAGCAGGCAUGAACGCCACACCAUUUGUUCUUAUGUCAGAGAUAUUCCCCGUGAACAUAAGGGGCUCAGCUGGAAGCCUUGUGACUUUUGUCUACUGGUUUAGUGCGUGGAUUGUUUCCUACAGCUUUACCUUCUUAUUUGACUGGAGCUCACCAGGUGAUGCUUUUUUAAGAGUCAGGAUCCUAUGCCCUCCAAAAAACCUCCCCCUGCACUCCCAACUCCCAAGCGCACGCUGUGGUGGGAAUCUAGAAACAUUGAAUCUCGAGGGCCCGAGGCACAUGAAAACUCUGAUACCUUAGCAAAUUACGCUUUGGAAGGAACAUUUUGAUAUACAGCGCAUGUUUGUUUUCACACGAUGAAUUUAGAGAUCCAGCUUAUGGCAAAGUUUUUCCUAUUUAGUUUCUUAAUUUUUCUUGGAAGAACAGAAAAUCGAUCUCAAGGUACAAAAUUUUGAGAGAGUAGCAAGUUUAGAUGAUUGGUCAUAACUAUAUUUUAUGUUUUACUUGAAGGAUUUUGAAAACAAACACUUUCGUUGAUUAUUCAAUGCUCAAACAAGUACACAUUACCAGUUCAAAAAAAAAAGUACAUGUUAUGUCGGAGCAAUAUUCUGGUGUUGUAGUUUAGGAUGCAUGGUACCCAUUCCUAGUACUGGAAGUUCCCAAUAGGCGUCGUGUUACUCGGAGUACAUUGAGGACAUGAGACCAUAAAUUAAGGACACGGGAUACCAUGCUGCAUAUUUGUGUCCCUUUGUUUGUGUUUAGUUUCCAUCAAUCUUAUUAGUUUGAAUUUGCUGCUUCAGGAGUAUUCUUCAUGUUUGCUGUGAUGUGUGGCUCAACCAUUCUAUUUGUGGCAAAGUUGGUGCCUGAGACGAAGGGUCGAUCUCUAGAAGAAAUACAAGCAUCCAUGACUCAUGUUCUGCAAUGACACUUCAAUGAAUACUACGAGGGAGAUAUUCCAUACAGUACCUGCAUCACAAUCUCUCGAAAUUUAAAUGAAUAAAUGUAAGAUGCAGUUUUCAUUUCCCUCAUAGAAGGUUUCACGACAUCAUGAUUUUCUUGAUGUUAAAAUUGUGUUAGUCUCGGUGGUUAUGUUUAGCUAUUGUGAUCAUCGAAAUGUGCCACCAAUGAAGGCCAUUUUUUUGUUGUUUGUUUAAGGGCGUUUUUAAGUGUUUUCGGGCAAAAGAUAGCUUCAUUUAAAUGGAAAAAUAUUGAUACGAGUUUGAAACAA
Molecule: messenger RNA, 2806 nt
Organism: Rhododendron vialii
Lineage: Eukaryota; Viridiplantae; Streptophyta; Magnoliopsida; Ericales; Ericaceae
Product: sugar transporter ERD6-like 5
Exons: 19
Coding region: 406-1878 (490 amino acids)
Biological process (GO): carbohydrate transport; transmembrane transport
Cellular component (GO): membrane
Molecular function (GO): sugar transmembrane transporter activity
Source: RefSeq, a predicted model, not a curated record